AGUUAUAAUGCAGUUUGUAUUAUCCCCGAUAUCUCGACAAUAGUACAUAGGUAGUUAAGAAAUCAUGAAACGCAUUUUUCUUCUCUGGUUUUUGAUACAAAUCACAAGUGGUGCCCGAAUUUUAGCGGUUAUUGGUAAUCCUUCAUUCAGCCACCAACUUUUUUACAGACCAAUAUGGUUGGAACUCGCAAAAAGAGGUCACGACAUAGUUCUUCUUACCACAGAUCCAAUGCCAGAAGUACCAGCCAAUAUCAAACAAAUAGAUUGGCACUUCGCGUACGAAAUCAGACAUAAUAAGUACGACCUAGCAAAGAGAAUGAAAGACUGCAAUUUUAAUAUAUUUACAAUCAUGAACAGCUUUCAAGAGGUGUUUCAUGAUAUUGUAGAUGAGGAAUUAUCAUCUCCAGAGGUCCAGGUUUUAAUUCGUAAUGAAACGGAAUAUUUUGAUCUAGUUAUAACAGAGUAUUUACCAGCGACAUUGACUGCAUUUUCAGAGAGGUUCAAAUGUUCGUUUGUUACGGUAUUUUCUACUGAAGUUGGUAACUCUUACCACCAGGUAUUAGGGAACAUGCUAAAUCCAGUUCUAUAUCCAGAACACAUGGCUUCUUACGAAAUAAAUCUUAAUUUUGAACAAAGGCUGUCCAGUACUCUGUACUGGCUCUACAACAGUUUUUAUAAACAGUCUAGUUGGGACAAAAUGAAUGACGCCUUACUGAAGAAACAUUUUGGACAAUUGCCACCGUUGAGGGAUAUUGUUAGAAAUGUUAGUGUAGUGCUAGUAAAUUCUCAUCAUGUUUUUAGUUCCAAACCCAUGGGACCUGGGUUUAUUAGAAUAGGAGGUGGUUUACAUGUCAGCCAGAAGAAUGAGUUACCACAGGAUAUUAAAUCAUUUUUAGAUUCAGCAGCCGAAGGUGUAAUAUAUUUCAGCUUAGGCACUAACGUGAGGAGUAGUAAUAUUCAACAGGAUAUUUUAAACAAAUUUUUGAAUGUAUUUAAACGCCUACCUUAUAAAAUUUUAUGGAAACUAGAUGCUGAUAUCCCAGAUAUACCAGCUAAUAUUAAAAUUUUUAAAUGGGUACCCCAACAAGAUGUUUUAAGGCAUAAAAAUAUAAAAUUAUUUAUAACCCAAUGUGGAGCACAGUCCAUGGAAGAAUCCAUACUUGCAGAAGUGCCUCUAUUGGUCAUACCAUUUAUUAGCGAUCAAAAAAUGAAUGCUCAAAAAAUCGUUAACAGAGGAUUGGGUAUAGAAAUUGACAGAACAACUAUGACAGAUCAGCUUUUGUAUGAAUCUAUCAUGGAACUAAUAAAUAACGAAAGUUAUAAGCGAAGAGUUAAGAAAACAGCAAUCCUUCUUAAAGAUGAACCAAUGUCUGGAUUAGAGAAGGCAAUAUGGUGGAUCGAAUACGUCAUCAGGCAUAAAGGAGCAAAACAUCUUUGGCAUCCAAACUUGGAUCUACCUCUUUACAAGUAUUUCUUAUUAGAUGUGUUUGCUUUUCUGUUGUUAGUCAUUGUUGUCUUAAGUUUUAUGAUAUACAUGGUCUGUUACUUUUUGAGAAAAAAGUUUUUUAGCAGCUGCAAAGUUGUGAAAGUCAAAAAAUGUUAAUUUUUUAAUAUAAAACUCAUAAAGAUAUAUUUUACUUGUAUUGCUGUAUAAUAUGCAGGUAAAAAUUUAUAUGAAUAUUAAUAUAAUAAUAAUGUUACGUCUAUUUUUUAGUAUUUACCUUAAAUGCCUCGCCAAAUAAGGCCAUCGGCAUGGUAUAGUACAGGGGUGGCCAAACUGUGGCUCGCGAGCCACAUGUGGCUCUUUGAAGGAUUAUUUGUGGCUCUCAAUAAAUAAUGUCCUGAAUUACUUUCAAUUUUUGUGUUUCAAAAUGUCUUAAAUUACUAACAACAAAUUUAAAUAACUAAGUGUAACAUUAGGACUUUGACAAGGAGACCCCUUCACCGUUGCUAUUCAAUUUGGCCUUAGAAUAUGUAAUAAGUAAAAUAUCAUCUCGACGCUGCCAAGCCAAAACGGCAUAAACGCCAAAAUGACCAGUUUUGAGGUAGAUGCACGAAAAAAUAGGAUUUUAAUUUCCGCACCAGACAGUCACCGCGGCAUAACCGAAAACAAAGUGAAAUAGGUGUAAUAUUGGUUUAAAGUUUUUAUAAACGCCAGUCUAGUCACGCACGUGAAGGUCGACGUGAACACUGAUUGACACAACCGCCAGUGCCCGUAAGGUUAUCAUUGUGUACAAUUCGGUCCAGUAAUAAUAGUUAAGGUAUGUAUUUUUACAAUUUUUAUGGAUAAGUAACAUGAUAUUACUUACCUCUGCAAUAUUUUCAAUUUGUAUUGAUUUUUGAAGCGUAAACACCCUGAAUUUCUUUAAAAACUAUGAGGCGUUUAUGCCAAAACCAAAUAUUUACAUCGUGGUUGACACAAGCGCCAUUCCUCAAUGGUAUUCUUAUGCAGGUUUCUUUUUUAAAAAUUGCGCAAAUAAAAAGUUUAUUUUAAAAUUUUUUAUUGUAACUUUGUACUAGUGUAAUGAACAAUUCUUUUUGUACUACAGCAUAUAGUUCAAAUCAAUUUUAUAUAGCUAAAAAUGGCGAUCGAUUUUUGGCGUUUAUGCCAUAUUUGUGUUGCAGAUGAAUAUCAGAAGUAAAAAAAUAACGGCCUUACUAAAUGAAAAUAAACCAUAUACCGAAGCAGCACAAAAUGAUAUACAGACUGGCAAUAAUUCCCCUAUAUUCCCCUUAGAGGUUUAUGAUAUUUAUAAUGCCAACAUUGCAGAAGCUUUUAGCAAUGCCAUUAUCAUAAUUAAGGACCACCAUACGUUGCAGCAGAAGAAGAAAUAUUUAGUCACGAUCUCACAUCAUGUUUCUACUUAGCAGCAGAUAAUGGUUUGGGUUCCGGUAUAAGUAGUGAUCAAAAUAAGGGAAAUACAAGCAAUCAAAUCAAUACGGAUGUUGAACCAAAUAUUGACAGUGAUUGUGAAUUAGAAUCCGCCGAUUCAGAAACAACUGAUGAUUCUGAUGAGGACAUAAAUCCCGAUAAUAAAAGAAAAAGAAAGUCAAAGAAUAAAAAUAAAAGCAAAAUAGAAAACCAUAGAAGUGAAGAUUGUGAUAAUAAUAAUGAAGAAGAUGGUAUUGUUUGUAAAACAGACAAGAAGAAAAAACAAGAGUUUUUAAAAGAUUCUGGAAGAGAAUACAUUAACGUCCGCGGAAAAAUUAUGAAUAAUUAUUUCCUUAUUUGUUUUAUAAAUUAAAAAAUAAAUAUUUUUAUGUAA
Messenger RNA from Diabrotica virgifera virgifera (western corn rootworm), 3266 nucleotides. RefSeq names its product UDP-glucosyltransferase 2. NCBI's taxonomy places the organism in Eukaryota, Metazoa, Arthropoda, Insecta, Coleoptera, Chrysomelidae. The record is from RefSeq and is a predicted model, not a curated record. Bases 65 to 1603 code for a protein of 512 amino acids. Gene Ontology annotation, molecular function: UDP-glycosyltransferase activity. The transcript has 4 exons.